AUUAAUUUAGGAGUUUGUAGCUUUGAGUUCAAUGCCUAGGUUGAAACAGAGAAUCUGAACUGCAUUGUCUCUUAACAAAAGUGAUAUGAGCUACAAACACAAUGAUAACGAUUCACAUAUCACAACGAUAUCCCAAUUACCCGAAUUAAAAACUAUAUAGAUUUGGUUUAGACACUUAGAUUUCAGAUUAGAACAGUUAUGUAAACUGAUAAACUGAGUUGACACAAAGGAAGCAAAAGCCUAGGAAGGAAAGAAUGCAAGAACCAAACUGAAAAGCCCAAUAAAAGCCCAUAAAAGGCCCAUGAUUAAAAAUACUUCAAACUCCUCUCAUCCGACCGUUUAAUCAGUUACUACAGUAGUAGUAUAGAUAAAGAACAUGCGGUUCUCUUUUCUUCCCCUCCGCCGAGACUUUCUGUCUUCUCUCUCUCCGUAAUGGCGGCGGUCGCGACGUUCCUCUCUCUCUCCCCCUUUCGACGAUCCUCAACUUUACAACUUCGCGAUCUUCCUCGUAAUCACAAUCAAUCGAUUCGAAGAAGAGUCCACCUCAAAUCUCCCGCCAUCCAAGCUUCUUCUAAAAACUCCUCUCCUCAAAAUGUACAGAACAUAGUGGAAUCUCCCGAACCGGAUCCUGAUCCUAAACCUCAAAAUGGGAUUGGUAAUAUCGGAAUGGAGAUCAUGUCGAUUGCGUUACCAGCGGCGCUAGCUUUGGCCGCUGAUCCUAUAACAUCUCUUGUCGACACAGCAUUUGUUGGCCACAUUGGCUCUGCGGAGUUAGCUGCAGUAGGAGUCUCGGUUUCUGUGUUCAACUUGGUGUCUAAGCUCUUCAAUGUUCUGCUGAAUGUGACUACAUCGUUCGUUGCGGAAGAGCAGGCCGUUGCAGCUAAGAAUGAUAACGAUUCUACGGAAACAAGAAAGAGAGUGCUCCCUUCUGUUUCAACGUCACUGGUUCUUGCAGCUGGUGUUGGUAUCGCAGAGGCGAUAGCUCUCUCUCUUGGAUCUGAUUACUUGAUGGACAUCAUGGCUAUACCUUUUGACUCACCGAUGAGAAUACCAGCAGAGCAGUUUCUUAGACUUAGAGCGUAUGGUGCACCACCAAUUGUAGUGGCAUUGGCUGCUCAAGGAGCUUUUCGAGGUUUCAAGGACACAACAACACCUCUAUAUGCCGUUGUUGCGGGGAACGUGCUAAACGCGAUACUGGAUCCUAUUCUGAUAUUUGUUCUUGGUUUUGGUAUCUCUGGUGCUGCGGCUGCUACUGUGAUUUCUGAAUACUUGAUUGCGUUUAUUCUUCUGUGGAAGUUGAAUGAGAAUGUGGUUUUGCUUUCUCCUCAAAUCCAAGUGGGAAGAGCCAACCAGUACCUCAAAUCAGGUGGGCUUCUGAUUGGUAGAACGGUGGCACUGCUUGUGCCAUUCACGUUGGCAACUUCGUUAGUGGCUCAGAAGGGACCUACUCAAAUGGCUGGCCAUCAAAUCUGCUUGGAGAUCUGGUUGGCUGUCUCUUUGCUCACCGAUGCUUUAGCCAUUGCUGCACAGAGUCUUCUUGCAACAAGUUUUUCUCAGGGAGAGUAUAAACAAGCUCGGGAAAUUCUCUUUGGUGUCCUUCAGGUAGGUUUAGCAACUGGAACUGGUUUGGCUGCUGUUUUGUUCAUCGGAUUUGAACCAUUUUCGAGCUUGUUUACAACGGAUUCAGAAGUUUUGAAGAUUGCUUUGUCAGGGACCUUAUUUGUGGCAGGAUCUCAACCGGUGAAUGCUAUAGCGUUUGUUCUUGAUGGGCUCUAUUAUGGAGUCUCUGACUUUGGAUUUGCCGCUUACGCUAUGGUGAUUGCUGGAUUCAUAUCUUCCUUGGUCAUGCUUGUGGCUGCACCAACCUAUGGACUCGCCGGGAUUUGGACGGGUUUGUUCCUCUUCAUGGCGUUGCGGUUAGUUGCCGGAGCCUGGAGAUUGGGGACAAGAACCGGUCCAUGGAAAAUGUUGUGGUCAGCUCCAGAGAAGCUAGAAUGAGUCCGCGUGUAACAUUUUUUGCGGUUUGAAAUGUGACACUUUAAGAUAAUGAAAAUAAAGUGAAUUAACAAUGUAAAAGCAUAGUUCUACAGUAUGAUUGAUGCCGCAUAGAACCUCUA
Raphanus sativus (radish) is the source of this 2117-nucleotide messenger RNA. RefSeq names its product protein DETOXIFICATION 44, chloroplastic. Gene Ontology annotation, cellular component: membrane. Gene Ontology annotation, molecular function: antiporter activity; xenobiotic transmembrane transporter activity. Gene Ontology annotation, biological process: transmembrane transport. The record is from RefSeq and is a predicted model, not a curated record. Lineage: Eukaryota; Viridiplantae; Streptophyta; Magnoliopsida; Brassicales; Brassicaceae.